GAUGAGUGUGAGUUAGGGAUGGUGGAUGGGUGUUGAUAUCACGCAAGAGUGUGGCAUGGAAGAGGCAUAAGUAAAAGGUGUAGGUGUGAGGAUGUCUGUUUGGCGCAUUUGUAAGUAAGAUGGGAUUCAAUUCCAUAAACACCAGGUCAAGAUGCUAUUGUGUGCAAGGCACCAACCAUUUUAAGAUAUGUCUCUAUAGAAGGAUCAGACUGUUAUGUCAGGAGAGGAGUGUCUGGGGGAUGAGGAAUAUAUAUGGAAAUAUGGACAAGGUGGGCAUAGGGUUUGAAAAAGAAAUAUUACCGGAGUCCGUAGAGAAGUGUAUAAAAUAAGGGGUAAUAUGUAUGUGUAUCUCUUGUGUUUAGGUAGCAACCCUGUGUAAGGAGAGAGGGAAGAUUAAGGGCAUAUGUAAGGUAUUAGAGGAGAAGUAUAUGACUGGAGAUAAGCAUAAAGAGAGGUGAAGAUUUGCUAACAGAUAGUGAGUAUGUCCGAAGUCACAUCAUCUUUGGAAGGUACAUGAAUGGGGGCUGCCUCCUAGGGUUCUGAGAGGCUGAGAGCAGACAGGUAGAGGAAUAGGUAGGAGCACUCCUCCAUUAACUCCUUCUCACUCCUUUUAGGAUAGCAGCUCGUGACCCCUGAUGUACAAGUGGUCAUGAGGUCCAGAGUCCGGGUUUUACUAUGCUCUCUGCUAGUGGGAUUCUCAGUCCUGCUGUUUUUUGGGGGACAGAGGGCAAAUGGGGAUCUUCCAUACAGUAAGGGAGUCUGCUCCAGGCAGACCCUGGUGGUUCCACUUCGGUACAACGAAUCCUACAGCCAGCCAAUAUACAAACCCUACCUAACACUGUGCCCAGGUAGACGUGUCUGCAGCACCUACAGGACCACGUAUCAUGUGGCAUGGCGGGAGGUUCGCAGGGAAGUGCAGCAGACUCAUGCCAUAUGUUGUCAAGGCUGGAGGAAGAAGCACCCAGGGGCGCUGACCUGUGAAGAAGCCAUCUGUCCUAAGCCUUGUCAGAAUGGAGGGAUCUGCAUCCAGCCUGGUCAGUGCGAAUGCACCCCAGGCUGGGGAGGAAAGCACUGUCACAUGGAUGUAGAUGAAUGCAGGACUGGCAUCAUGCUCUGCUCUCACAGCUGUUCCAACACGCUGGGCAGCUACACCUGCGGCUGCCCAAAAGGUCUAGCCUUAGGGACCAAUGGAAGGACUUGCGAGGAGGCCCCCCCUGAACCACUUCCUAGUCCCAGUAUUCUUAGCUUGACAGUUCGAGAGGCGGAGAAAGAGGAGCAUUCCCUGAGGCUGGAGAUCCGAGAAUUACGUGGGCGGCUGGAGGUCUUGGAGCAGUGGGCAGGGCAGGUGAGUGCCUGGGUCCGAUCUGUGCUGCCCGUGUCUCCUGAAGCAAUCCGGCCUGAGCAAGUGGCGGAGCUGUGGGGGAGGGGAGACCGGAUCGACUCGCUUAGCGAUCAGGUGCUGCUUCUGGAGGAGAAACUGGGUGCCUGUUCUUGUGAGGACAACAGCCUGGGUCCAGGUCUCAACCGCCGCAGAUAAGGGUUCUUUUGAACAUCAGCACCUUCUUAUUUCAAACUCCUGCCCUGCCCACCCCACCCCCCAAUCAAACCCGGUAAUUUAUAGUGAAAUCCACUAGUGUGAAGGGGAUCAGAUUCCUGGAUCGCCAGGUUGAUAAGAUGACAGGAGUUGCUGAAGGAAUGGAAACAGCUGCCUAGGGGAAAGGCAAGAAAAAUAUUCGUCUCCUGCAGUGCCCCCCCCCCCAAGAUAAGAGUUUGGACCAACGAGAUCCCUUUCCUCCAACAAGGUACACACAGUCGGAAUCCUUCCAUCUCUCUUUAUUCUCCGUAUCUCGCUGUUAAUCCAGAUAAUAAAAACCAUCGGAGCGGAGCAAAACCUUGGACUGCCCCCUUCAUCCCCUCCCUUCAGACCUCUCGAGGUGGGGGGUGAGGGGUGGAGAGGAGGA
This is a messenger RNA of Dromiciops gliroides (monito del monte), 1961 nucleotides long. RefSeq names its product EGF like domain multiple 8 (gene EGFL8). The transcript has 8 exons. NCBI's taxonomy places the organism in Eukaryota, Metazoa, Chordata, Mammalia, Microbiotheria, Microbiotheriidae. Gene Ontology annotation, molecular function: signaling receptor binding; calcium ion binding. Gene Ontology annotation, cellular component: cell surface; extracellular region. Gene Ontology annotation, biological process: anatomical structure development. Bases 650 to 1537 code for a protein of 295 amino acids. The record is from RefSeq and is a predicted model, not a curated record.